This is a messenger RNA of Sinocyclocheilus grahami, 786 nucleotides long. Its product is annotated as cystatin-like. The coding region runs from base 97 to 486 and encodes 129 amino acids. The transcript has 3 exons. NCBI's taxonomy places the organism in Eukaryota, Metazoa, Chordata, Actinopteri, Cypriniformes, Cyprinidae. Gene Ontology annotation, molecular function: cysteine-type endopeptidase inhibitor activity. Gene Ontology annotation, cellular component: vesicle; cytoplasm. The record is from RefSeq and is a predicted model, not a curated record.
GACGCUUGUUUAUAUAAUCUCAGAUUUGGUUGCAGUUUUGGGUUGUCGACAUAAGGAAGGAACAAAUCAGGGCGAGUCAAUUAAUCCCGUUCAAGCAUGUAUAUUAAGAUGAUUGUGUCGUUUUUGGCCGUGACUUUAGCCGUGGCGAGCGCUGGGUUGACUGGAGCCCCUAUGGAUGCAGACAUGAACGAUGAAGGGGUUCAGAAUGCGUUACAGUUCGCAGUGGCCCAGUACAACAGACAAAGCAACGAUGCGUUUGUGCGUCAGGUUUCCGAGGUCAUCAAGGUCCAAAAACAAGUUGUCUCUGGCCUGAAAUACAUCUUCACUGUGAAAGUGGGCAGAACCAACUGCAGAAAGGGUGGAGUUGAGACCCUGUGCAGCAUUCAUGAGGAUCCCAGUGUUGCACAGGUCUCUCAGUGCAAAAUAACGGUCUGGAGCCAGCCAUGGUUGAACAACAUUAAAGUCCUUGAAAACACUUGCAUGUAGAGCUUGUGACCAGUGCAGUUUGGGGCUUUUCAACAUUCAAGCAGCAAUAAAAUGUACUUGCUGUUGGUAAUAAUGGUGAACUUUAAGUCUUUAUUCUUGAUCAGAUAGACAUUUUAUUUGUCCUGAAAACCUGUCAACAACAAGUCAUGAUGAAAGAAUGCUUCAUUAACACAUAAUCAUGUAAUCUCAUUAGACUCCACUGCUCUGAAAAAAAGCUACAAUUUGUAGGAAUUUCUAAAUGAUAAAACGCAUGUUUCUAUAUUAGUUCAUCCUUUACUAUUAAAACAUGGUUGAACACAA